GUUUCUGAAUAGUGUUUCUAUGAGCUUGCUGUUCAAUCUAUCUGUUGUUCAGAAUGGCGAAGAACCCUAAUUUCCCAGAAGCAGGGAAUCUGCCUACAGGCUACGCUCACUGUAGGUCUUCAGACAACUUCCCUGGCUACCAGUAUCAUCAUCCCUCCAAGAUGAGUAACAGCCACCCGCUUCGUCCGUACACGGCGGUGGGGGAGAUUGACCACGUUCACAUUCUGUCAGAGCAUAUUGGUGCUCUAAUGAACGGGGAGGAAUACAGCGACGUUACCUUCAUUGUGGAGAAGAAGCGUUUUCCGGCACACAGAGUGAUCCUGGCUGCUAGAUGCCAUUAUUUCAGAGCAUUAUUGUAUGGAGGAAUGAGAGAAUCUCAGCCCGAAGCAGAAAUUCCUCUUCAGGACACCACUGCAGAAGCAUUUACCAUGCUGUUGAAGUAUAUUUACACUGGUCGUGCUACAUUACGAGAUGAGAAAGAGGAGGUUCUUCUUGACUUUCUAAGCCUAGCGCAUAAAUACGGAUUCCCAGAACUGGAGGAUUCCACGUCUGAGUAUCUUUGCACAAUACUUAAUAUUCAGAAUGUUUGUAUGACUUUUGAUGUUGCCAGUCUUUAUUCUCUUCCCAAAUUAACUUUUAUGUGCUGUAUGUUCAUGGAUAGAAAUGCCCAAGAGGUGCUCUCCAGUGAAGGCUUCCUGUCACUUUCUAAGACUGCUCUUCUAAGUAUUGUACUGAGAGACUCAUUUGCAGCUCCUGAAAAGGACAUUUUCCAAGCUUUGAUGAACUGGUGUAAACAUAACCCCAAGGAAAACCACGCUGAAAUCAUGCAAGCAGUACGUUUGCCACUAAUGAGUCUAACAGAGCUACUGAAUGUUGUAAGACCUUCUGGAUUGUUAUCACCUGAUGCCAUCUUAGAUGCCAUUAAGAUUCGUUCAGAGAGUCGGGACAUGGACCUCAACUACAGGGGCAUGUUAAUACCAGGGGAGAAUAUCGCAACAAUGAAAUAUGGAGCACAAGUUGUAAAAGGGGAGCUGAAGUCUGCUCUGUUGGAUGGAGAUACUCAGAACUACGACCUGGAUCACGGAUUCUCUCGCCACCCGAUCAACGAUGACUGCCGGUCCGGGAUUGAGAUUAAACUAGGCCAGCCCUCAAUAAUCAACCACAUACGAAUUCUCCUGUGGGACAGAGACAGUCGGUCUUAUUCCUACUACAUUGAGGUGUCCAUGGAUGAGCUGGACUGGAUUCGGGUUAUUGAUCACUCAAAAUACCUCUGUCGGUCCUGGCAGAACCUGUAUUUUCCUGCCCGUGUCUGCAGGUAUAUUCGAAUUGUUGGAACCCACAACACAGUGAACAAAGUUUUCCAUAUUGUGGCAUUUGAAUGCAUGUUCACGAACAAAUCUUUUACUCUUGAGAAAGGUCUGAUAGUUCCCACUGAAAAUGUAGCAACAAUUGCAGACUGUGCCAGUGUGAUUGAGGGUGUAAGUCGCAGUCGCAAUGCCUUAUUGAAUGGAGACACAAAAAACUAUGACUGGGAUUCUGGAUACACAUGCCACCAGCUUGGGAGUGGAGCUAUUGUAGUGCAGCUGGCACAGCCCUACAUGAUUGGAUCAAUACGGUUGUUACUUUGGGACUGUGACGAUCGGAGCUACAGCUACUACAUUGAGGUUUCAACGAAUCAGCAACAGUGGACCAUGGUGGUGGAUCGCACAAAAAUUUCCUGCAAAUCCUGGCAAACAAUCACUUUUGAUAAACAGCCUGCAUCUUUUAUCAGAAUAGUUGGAACUCGCAACACAGCUAAUGAGGUGUUUCACUGUGUGCAUUUUGAGUGCCCAGCACAAAACAGUACCCACAAGGACGAGAGUAGUAAGGAAGUAGCAACAACAGAGGUGGGGACUGGUGGACAGUAG
Molecule: messenger RNA, 1907 nt
Organism: Cinclus cinclus
Lineage: Eukaryota; Metazoa; Chordata; Aves; Passeriformes; Cinclidae
Gene: BTBD9
Product: BTB domain containing 9
Exons: 11
Coding region: 54-1907 (617 amino acids)
Biological process (GO): modulation of chemical synaptic transmission; adult locomotory behavior; circadian behavior
Molecular function (GO): protein binding
Source: RefSeq, a predicted model, not a curated record